Molecule: messenger RNA, 1284 nt
Organism: Nycticebus coucang (slow loris)
Lineage: Eukaryota; Metazoa; Chordata; Mammalia; Primates; Lorisidae
Product: fumarylacetoacetate hydrolase domain-containing protein 2A
Exons: 8
Coding region: 175-1119 (314 amino acids)
Molecular function (GO): hydro-lyase activity
Source: RefSeq, a predicted model, not a curated record
AGGAGACGAGCGGGUUCGCAGGCGCUGCGGUACCCUGUGCCGGCCGCGGUGAGCGGUGCCAAAGGUCCUUGGUACUAGUGCCCAGGUGCCCUCUGGCCUUGGCCUCCGGCCCUCCUAGCCCUUACCCUACAGUACCGGGCGCCCGAUAGGACCGGCCGCCACGGUCAGGCUCUGAUGCUGGUCUCUGUUAGAAGGAGGCUGCUCACAGCUCUGCUGCAGGUUCAGAAGUGGCCCUUUCAAUCUUCCAGAGAUAUGAGACUGGUGCAGUUCCAGGCACCCCACCUGGUGGGGCCUCACCUGGGCCUGGAGUUGGGGAAUGGUGAAGGGGUCAUCAACCUCAAUGCCUUUGACUCCACACUCCCCAAGACGAUGACGCAGUUCUUGGAGCAGGGAGAGACCACCCUUUCAGUGGCAAGAAGAGCCCUGGCUGCCCAGUUGCCAGUCCUACCACGGUCAGAGGUGAUCUUCCUGGCCCCAGUCACGCGGCCAGACAAGGUGGUGUGUGUGGGCAUGAAUUAUGUGGACCAUUGCAAAGAACAGAAUGUGCCUGUGCCCAAGGAGCCCAUCAUCUUCAGCAAGUUCGCCAGCUCCAUCGUGGGGCCCUAUGAUGAGAUCGUCCUCCCACCUGAGAGCCAGGAGGUGGACUGGGAGGUGGAGCUGGCUGUGGUCAUUGGGAAGAAGGGCAAAUACAUCAAGGCCACAGAUGCUAUGGCUCAUGUGGCUGGCUUCACUGUGGCUCAUGAUGUGAGUGCUCGUGACUGGCAAAUGAGACGCAAUGGGAAGCAGUGGCUGCUGGGAAAAACCUUCGACACCUUCUGCCCGCUGGGCCCUGCCUUGGUGACCAAGGACAGUGUAACAGAUCCACACAACUUAAAGAUUUGCUGCCGAGUGAAUGGAGAGGUGGUCCAGAGCAGCAACACCAACCAGAUGGUGUUUAAGACCGAAGAACUGAUAGCCUGGGUCUCCCAGUUUGUCACUUUAUACCCAGGGGACGUAAUCCUGACUGGGACCCCCCCAGGUGUUGGUGUAUUCAGGAAGCCUCCUGUCUUUCUCAAGAAGGGAGAUGAAGUCCAGUGUGAGAUCGAAGAACUAGGUGUCAUUGUCAACAAGGUGGUGUGAUGGCUCCUGCACAGGCCCUGGACUUAGGACAAAAAGGGGGCAUCUAUUCCCACUCAGCCCAGCACAGGGAAAGGCCCGAUGCCAGAUGUGGGCAGGUGCUGGCCCUUCAAGUCUCAUCUAGGCAGAAAGGGAAAAAAGUUCAAUAAACUUGUUAAACCAGAGCAG